This is a messenger RNA of Rhizophagus irregularis DAOM 181602=DAOM 197198, 402 nucleotides long. Lineage: Eukaryota; Fungi; Glomeromycota; Glomeromycetes; Glomerales; Glomeraceae. The record is from RefSeq and is a predicted model, not a curated record.
AUGGAACUUUCAAAGUCUGUCUCAGAACUCAAGAAUGAAAUUAAAGAAAAAGUAGGAAAUCGAUCUCAUUAUAAUGGCAGUAAUAAUAACUCUCAAUGGAAUAGAAAUAAUAACAACAGUGAUAGUAAUGGAAGUAGCAAUAAUAGUUAUAAUCCUACAGGAGGAAAUAGAUUGCCUAUUGUUUGCUAUGCAUGUGGAAAACCAGGACAUAUUAGUAGAACUUGUCCACAAAGAAAUAAUAAUAAAAGUGGUGUAGCUGCAACAGUACUGAAUCAACAAUCUCAGCAACCUCAACCUGCUCAAUUUAGUACAGCAAUUGUUGGCCCAAAAAGGUUAUUAUUAUUAGGCAAGUUUGGUAUCUCUAUCUCAAUUGGUAAAAGUGCAUCUUGUCCAUAUAUUUGA